Molecule: messenger RNA, 3111 nt
Organism: Pocillopora meandrina
Lineage: Eukaryota; Metazoa; Cnidaria; Anthozoa; Scleractinia; Pocilloporidae
Source: the annotation of a GenBank genome assembly
AUGGCGGGCGGCAAGAAACUCACAAAAGAAGACGAAAUUUUGCUGCAAAAUUUCAGCAGAACCGUUUCAACUAAAUCUUCAGCAUUAUUCUAUGCCAAUGCAUUCUUCGUCUCAGCCAUUCCUCUCUGUAAGCCCUACCAAUUCAACAUGUACUUCGCUCUUAAAUAUUAUCGCAUGCGCUCUUUGUUUGAAUCGGAAUGUCUCUUAAUACGAAAAUGUAUUUUUAAAGUGAUUUUAAUCUUAUGUUAGGGUUGUUUUGGAGGAUUCACCAAAUGGAUCCUUAUUCAUCUGGCAUCAUGUUCGUCGUUAUGACUCUCGCCAGUACGUGGCUAGUGGCUUUUGCCUACAAGAACGUGAAGUUUCAAUUGAAACAUAAGUAAGUCCGCUGUAAUACUAUACGAUUUGUGUGUAUACGUUUCAAAUUGUUAUUGGUCAGUGAUGAACGAAGGCAUGAGUGGGUUGUUGUAUUAGUCAAAAUAUGGAUCAAACUCUAGUGAUGUUGCGAGUUGCUUUACAAAUUUCAAACUAGUUUGGUUUAGAUAAAUGUUUUAUCAAACAUGUGUUCAUUAAUCUAGUAAUUUCAAAUGAGGUAAGUGCUGCUCAAGAGUAAGGAGAGUAUAAGGGGGGGAGGGGGUCCUGCUCAUGAUUCACAUACAUCAAAAGUUACAAAUGAUGUGUUACUAAAACUUGUUUAUACAACUUUAAGGUUCAUGUAUAACGAGAAGCAAAAAAUUUACUGUUUUGUAUUUUCACUGAUCGCGAAAAUUAAAAAAGCUUUAUCCCAUAUAACGCAUCAACCCCCUCCCCCCCUCAUCUCAGAGAAAAGCAAAGUCAAUUGUGAGAAGUUUGAGGUAAAUCAAAUUGUGCACACAUUAAGAUCAUUAAGAAAAGGUUAUUCCAAUUUCAAUAAAGCUACAAGUAAAUCCAAUAAUUGAUAGAAGCCCAAUGAAGUGCCAUAAACUAUAGAGAUUUUUGUACAGGCCUAUCCUUUAUUAUGCAUAUAGUAUUGGAUAAAAGAAGACAACAGCAAAACAAUUGAUUACCUUAGGGACUCUGGAAUUAUUUUAGAAUAGUAUGGGGAUAUACAAAAAUCUUAUCAGUUUUGACUGUCACAUUCAUGUUUUUAUUACAUUUUGUUUCAUUAUAUUAUUACUUUUUAACUAAGAUGUCUGCAUUUAUUUUUUAGGAUUGCCCAACGAAGAGAUGCCUCAGUUACCAAAGAAGUCAGCGUGGAGCUGGAUUCUAAUAAGAAGCUGACCCGCCAAGAAAAGGAUGAAAGGUUUAUAUUAAAUUGAUUUAAAUAUACUUGUAUUUUAUUCAGUAUAAUACAGAGUUCACAUCAUGGGGUUUGUGAUUGGCUAAAUAGCUUUUUUCCUCUACUUUGUACUAAUUUUCAUACUCUAAGUGGGAAUUAAAAAUUAGUCCAAAAAUAAAUUAUUUCAACUACAACACACAUACAGUGAAACUUCUAUUAAGCAGACCCCCUAAUGAAUGAGUUGCCCAUAAGUGGAUCGUUGCAUUUGCACAAAGAUUUCUGGGACCACCAUAUGACAAACAUUGCUAGAGGGAAAUGUUAAUCAUGAACAAUUAUUGCACAAUUUUUACAAACCUCUAUUAAGGGGAUACUCUCUAUUAGGCAGACACUUGAGAAGGUUCCGAGGAUAUCCGCUUAACAGAGGUUUCAGUGUACUUGUUUAAGAAUCUGAAGCUACAUUAAAUAUUUUCCUAGAAAAAUAUUUUUAAUUCAACAAUAUAAAAGUUUUGAAUUUUAGGAAACCAGAACAAUGAGGAUGGUACCAUUAAUCAACUGUGUUGUGGGCUUUGGGGGCAUGGACAUGGGGCUUUUUGUUUUUUUAUUUUCAUAUUGUGUCAUUUGUUUAGCUAGCAAAAUACAACAUUUGACCUUGAUUUGUUGAUUCAGAAGUCAGUUAUGCUCAAAGUGUAGUUUUCAAAGGAGUCUGCAUCUCAUGCCAUUAUAAAUUGGAUUUGUUUUUGUCUUUCCAGAAUCCUUUGGAAAAAGAACAAGGUUGCUGAAACUGAAGCCAUUACUUUCUCCAUAUUUUACAACAAUGCCUUGUACCUGUUUUUGGUCCUGAUAGCUUCAUUUUAUGUUCUGCGGACAUUUAAUCCUGCUGCGUAUCCUUUAUAACUCUUCUUGUAGUUUGGAAGUUAUAAUCUUUGCAUUAAGUUCAAAUCCUGGUGUUGUUGUUGAAGACACUUUUUUCCCUUUUUUUUUUUGGUUUUGUUUUGCAUUACCUAACCCUUAGCUCCCUCAUGUUUACCACUCUGGGCCCAAUUGUUCAAAGGCCGAUCAGCACUAACCCAGGGUUAAAUUUUAAUUCAGGUUUCUAUACUUCUAUGUUCAAAAGCCGUUUUAGGGUAAUUUUCUCCAUUUGUUUUGGGAGCAUUCAAUCAUCAAAUUGAAGACAAAAAGAGUUAAGCCAAAUUUUCUUUUUAAGCUUUCAGAUCUUACAUCAAAAUUUUCACUAACCCUGGGUUAUCUUAACCCAGAUUUGACCAACCCGGCCCUGUUUUCUUAACAUUGUGUAUGGCACUGACAAGGAGAACAUGUUUGACCAUCAGGAGCUCCAUAAAAUGAUGGUCAUUUCCUUUAUUCUUAUGACCUUUACAUUUGAAUCAAGGGUGAUUGUGUUUAGGAGAAAUUAGAGACCAGACACUUUUGAGGGUUGAAGGGUGAACUUGAUAAAUAAGUAGUGGUAAAUGGAGUGUAAAAUGUUAGCUGCCUAGUGACAAAAGUUCCAGUGACUUCCAUCCAAUAUUACCCUGGGAAGGUAAUCAAUUGUUUCCUAUGUUCAUGUUGCUCAUGAUUGCAGACUUCAAGAACUUCAAAGUUACCUGAAAGAUGGUAGAAAUUAAGAAACCUUAUUAGACUGAACUAUUAUUGACAACCCUGAAAAGGAUAAACUUGUCAAACCAGUCUUUGAAAAAUCUAGGUUUUUCUAUCUGGGAGUUAAUAGUAAAUGUCAGCUGUACUUCACUUUGCAGCUCACUUUUAAGGUAAUUCUUUAACAGUCUUUAAGAAACUACCUACUCUCCACAUCCAUAGCUGGUGGUGUCCUUGCUCUGCUGUCUACUGGAUCAUCCUCCUAA